This is a messenger RNA of Labrus mixtus (cuckoo wrasse), 6139 nucleotides long. It is a transcript of the gene wbp1, whose product is annotated as WW domain binding protein 1. The transcript has 4 exons. NCBI's taxonomy places the organism in Eukaryota, Metazoa, Chordata, Actinopteri, Labriformes, Labridae. The record is from RefSeq and is a predicted model, not a curated record. Bases 196 to 1077 code for a protein of 293 amino acids.
CCCCUGGAGUUCUGCAGCUGACUCCGUUUCAUAUUACUUACGCUGUUUCUGAGUCAAGGAAAAACAAAAACAUGUCCGUGUACGACAGGCUGAACUACUAACUACCAAUUGCAACCUGAAGCCACCUCAACUAGCUGUCGAUUUGACCGACUGCUAUAUGAUUCCCGUCGCGUCAACGGCCGACGACCCAGAAAGAUGCCGCAGAAAGCACUGGGAUCCAUUGUAGGACUUCUUUGUACAGGGGCAUGUCUGGUGCAGGGGAAGGAGUUCUGUUUUGGGGUAAACAAUGAGCAGUACCGCUGUGAGAUGGGCUACUGCUGUGGAGAGAGAGAGUGCUGCACCUACUACUAUGAGCUCUGGUGGUUCUGGUUGGUAUGGACUCUGAUCAUCAUGCUUAGCUGCUGCUGUGCUUACCGACACCGGAGAGUAAAGAUGCGUCUUCAGCAGGAGCAGCGUCAACGGGAGAUUAGCCUCAUGGCCUAUCAGGGAGCCUCCAGCUCCUUCAUUUCUCCUCCACCACUCAAUUUAAGGUUCUGGAACGACUGCAAGCUUCCUGACUAUGAAGAGGUGGUGGGUCACCCGCCGACACCGCCUCCUCCCUACUCUGAAAACCCUCCUGAGACUGUUCCAGCAAUCCCUGCUCAAGUGAGCCAGCCCAACACUUCAACCGAUCCACCACCAUCGCAGGUUGAAGAAGUUCCACAGGUGGAAGGUCAGGCCUCAGGUUCCUCAUCAGGCCAGGGAGCAGCGUCAGUGCCGAUCCAAACACAGCAUCUGGCCAAGGAGAAUGUUGAAGUUCCACUGAUGGCUGCGGGUGAUGAGGAGGAAGACGAGGAGCUUGUCACUCGGCGGCGCCAUGUGACCGGUGACUCAGGGAUCGAGGUGUGCGUUUGCCAACUGGACGUUGACGAGGGCUCAGGGCUUGAAGAGGAAUGCGAUGAGAUGAACCGGAUGUGCAAGGUCAGCGGUCGAGACUGCUGUUCCGGGCAGCAGCAGCCAGCCUUCAGACAGAAGGAGCACACCUCAGAGCUGCCCAGCCAGACCGCCAGCACCAGCACUGGGGACCACAUGGUGUGAUCCACAGCUCAACUAACCAGCUAACCAGCCUGGCUUUCUGCCUCACACAGGGAGAUCAUCAUCAUCACCACAGGGACUGUCUAUGUCUUAAUUAUUUGAAAUUACACAUAGGCAUGACGUUAUGAUGAUGAUGAUAACUAAUCCUUAAUGGCGCCUGAUAGGGAAAAAUGAAUAACACAUUGUGUGGACAAUUUUUUUUCUUUGCUUUCCUUUGCAGGGAAACCAGCAAACACAUGUCGAUGCUCCAUUUUGUUUCGUCUUUUUUUAAAGUGAGCAAAAGGAAGUCAUAAGAAGGCAGCAAUUGAUUGUGAAUGAAAUAAGAAAUGACUGUUUCCCUUUGCUCCUACACACUCGAGCACUGCCUUCAUGUUUCUGUUUAUGUCUCACCGCUCACCCUGGUCAGAACAUUUCCCGCCAUCCAGCUGUCUGACAUUAUACUGCCACUGGGAUGGUCAGCCAAGAGCAUGCCAGACUGUCAGUGGACCCCCCCCCCCCGUCUCCCACGAGGAGCAGAGGACUUAAAAGCAAACUUCUUAAAAACUUAAUGAUGUUACUAGAUGAAUCGGUGCGAGCACACACAUUUUGUUUUCCCCAAAGCUUGUGUGCCUGAGAGUCUGUAAGUGUGUGCUGUUAAAUCUAGGGCACAGCUGCACAGUGAUGUCAGCUGUGAGGUCAUGGCAACCAGUGUCUGCCGUCCUCUGGUGUGAAGAGUGUGAGGCUCUUUGCAUCUAGAGUGGUGGGGGGGGGGUUAUGCAACCGCAAAUAGCAGAGAAGAGAGACAGGAAGGAGUUAGUUAUUUUGUCUGUGGGUUUUAAAUGUCAUACAACCCUUUUUGAUUUUCACACAGUGAUGUCGGCCACCCAAUGGUCCACGAUUAACCUGGUCGAAGUAAUGGUUGACCAGCUUCUAAUAAUGUAUUCAUGGUGUGCACAUGAUCUCCCCUGUUCCGUUUCUGACUGCAUUUAGUUCAUUAUAAUAGCCAAGAGGGCUAUGCCACCACUAUUUCUAAUCCAAAAAUGUCCCUGUGGUGGAUCUGCUAGAAUGUUUUAUUUACUGUGUUAUAUCAGAGUGGGCAUUGGCAGCGUUUAGCCCGUUCUACACAUUAAUAGUUAAGAUUUUCAUAUACAAAAAAAAAAAAAAUCAUAUCCAGCUAUGCUUCAGUUUCAUUCUACAGGUGUCACUAUAAAUCGCAACAAAGCUCCUGACGGGGGCUGCUUGAGUGUGUAUGUGCUAGUGAAUGGAUGUUAAAGUGCAGUAGGUAAGGGUUGAGUAUUGUGCGUGUGUGUAUUUUUAUAGUGCUGUUGUAUCUGGUUGAAAUACUUGCACAGCAAUGAGGUGGAUAAGAAGCACUGUUUUUUUUUGGUUUUUUUUGCAUGAGGCAUGGAUUUCUGUGAUUAUAUUUGAGUUCAUUGGCAUUUUCUAGCUACUUUUUACUCACUUUGUCAUAAUGAUAUUGGGCUACAUUGGUUACACAUCAAGUUGUUACAACUGUGUAAGCCAUGCUGUCUUCUAAUGUAGCACAGGUUGCUAGUUAGCUUGGGCUGUCCUGGCUCUCUGCGGACCCUGUAGCUCUUGGCAGCCUAAGGGAUUUGCGGUGGUAUUUUCCAUUGGCAACAGAGCGCGGGUGCAUUAGCAAGUUGAGGUGGAUGCAGGCUGUGCUCUGCAGUCUCGUCGCUGUUUGCACAGCUGCAGAAUCUAUUGUGAAUAACCGCAUGCUUCUUUGCAUGUCGCUUGUCCUAUAUACUGUACAGUAUGUAUUCAAAGCAUUGAAGCAGACUAACUGGUUUUUGUCAGACAGGAAAUUAAGUGCAGAACAAAUUUGCCUUUUUUUUGCAAGAUGGAACAAGACUCAGAAGAAACUGACACAUCAGUAAAAGGGUUUUAUUUUUGAAAAAAUGUUCAACAUCUUAGAGAUCUGCUCUGAUAUGGUGUGUUUAAAAAGGAUACAGUGUUAAGAGCCAGGUCAGUCAUUCUGGUUCACACAUACUCUGAAAGUUCUGCUCUUGAUAACGUCACUUAUUUCUCAGCACUGUCAGGACUCUCACAGGGAAAUUCUUGGCCUCUAAACAAGACAUGGCACUGGUAUGUGCAUUUCAUUUUUCCUCCAACUGAGAGCUCUGUGCUCGCUGUGGAAAUGUUUCUGCGAUCCACUGUUGGAGCAGAACUACAUACUGUUUGUGCUAGAGUAUAGGGAAACAACACAAGAGAGUCAGUGCACCUGAAACGUCAAAUUGGAGUGAAAAAAAAAAUCCAAACCGCUGCCUGAGGCUUAAAAUGAGAGACAGUUUAGUUUCAUUUUUGUUGCAUCGGCCUUAUCAAACAUGCUAAAUGAAAGGUGUGCAACCUUGUGUUGUGCUGCUGAGCAGGUCCUUUAAUAUGAUGCUGAACUAACAUGACUGACUUUUCCAGAGGAGCUGUUGCACUGUGAGCAUGACUGCACAGCAUUAGCAGAAGUCAUUUAAAAGACAUUGUUUGACCAGCACACCUCAAGCUGCCUUGCUGCAUCUCUAAAGAGAAAAUGUCUUGAUUAUGAAGCGGCACAGUGAAAUCAAUGAGGAAAGAUUUGUGCUACUGCCUUAUUAGAGUAGGUGUAGUUAAAGUGGAUUUGUUCUUUUGUUUUCUUGCAAACACGAUCGCUUCAGAGCAGAGGAGUGCUCUGUAUCACUGCUAGUUGUCAUCGGAGCGGUUUUUUUUCCUUUCACUUAUCGAGAUGAGGAUGUGGUUUAAAACCCUGUAACAUCCUCAAAAUGUAAACUGUCACGUUCUCUAGUGUUUUACAUGCAUAGGUUUUGUAUCUGGUUGCGUUGAGUUUAAAAAAUACUGUGUAUAGUUAGCUGUGGCAAUGAUGGAUUGUCAAGACCAGAGUUUGGGCUCGUUCUGUUUUGGUUUCAAGGAUCUGGUCACAAAUAGUUUGUGAUGUGAACUGACUUGAAAGCAUGAUUAAGAUUCAUUUUGAUUUCUCCUAUUUUUUUUUUUUUUUUUUUUUUUUUAAAUCUCCCAACAAGAGAUUACUUCAUAACCUAUUUGUUAUGAUGAUGUUAUGAUGCUUAAUUGUAUACAUAUGUAGACAAAAUAAUCGGGGAGGGGGGGCUGCGUAGGAAAUGAGGCAGGAAUGUGGAUUCUUUUGUGCAUGAGUGAACUGGAGGUCCAUAGUUUUCCCAUUGCCAAACAACGACUAUGCCUCGCUAGUUUUCAAGUUUACUAAGAUUAAGGGCUAUAUCCGUCAUCUGUUGCGGACAAACAUCCAUCCAUCCGUUGUGUUGAGUGAUUCGUCUGCUCUGUGCUGUUUGUUUGAAGCCACAGUUGCCGAGAUCCACUAUCUGAACAUGCUCCGUGUUCGGAGUUGGAUGUCCUUUUUAAUUUUGUAGUGGAGCUCAUAUUAAAAAAAAAAAAAGAAAAAAUAGCUGAUUGUAUAUGACCAUGUAUGUUUGUGUUAUAGGCUUUAACUUUGCCUUUUCUUUUUUUCUUUUUUUGUCAACCUUAAUGGAGGUGCGUGAUGCAACCCCCCCACCCUGCCCAAUGAAAGCUCCUUUCUCAUGUAACCAGCUACAUUUGUUUGUUGUGAUGGGACUUUUUUUUUUUUUUUCUUUUUUUAGCCUUUCUGGUUCUUUGUGAACUGUGACUCCAUGCUAAAAGAAACUGUAGCUAACGCUGUCUUCUGUUUGCAUUUUCUCUGUCUUUGGACCUUUGUAAACAGGAACCCCAAUGCAGAAGCGUCGAUAUAAUAAUCAACCAAAGUCGCUGUCAUUUCCAUGCUGCGUGUGUUUUUUGUUGUCAUGCCCACGAUCUGUUUGGUUUCCCACUCUCAGGGGGUUAUUUUUAACAAGCAGUGCUAGAGUUUAAAAUUAACACACAUUCAGUCUCAUAAAGCCAAAGCAGUCGUCUCGUUUCAUAACACCCCCCCCCAACCCCUCCCUCCCAUUGUUGUCUGAUGUUAUUUCUGCAUCACACACCUCUGUUCUGUACUUUCUCAACAAGGCUAUGCAAAAAAAACAUAAACCUACUGUUAUAUGCUGCGACCCCUUUUCUCACCUUCUCUGUCAGUUGUCCGUGGACACCAGUACAAGCAAUAUAACUCUGAGUAUGUGUGGCACUGACUGUAAUCUGCUCUUUGGUCUGUGUUCAUGUAUUUGUUGAAGAAAAUGUUGAAAAAAUACUUGUAAUGCUAUAAAAAUGAUGUGGUGUGUGUGUAUGCUCUAGUGUCAGCUGAGGGGCUUGAUAUAAAAAGCAAUUGUAGUUUAUAUAUAUAUCUAUAUAUAUUCCCUCAUUUUGUGCUUUUCCUGCCUGCCUCCUAAACCACUUACACUUUGUACUCAGACUUCUGGGUAGACCACGUUAUUAAGUUGUGUCAGCAGAAAGGAGAGACUUACAAAUGAUGUUUUUGUUGGAUUUUUUUUUUGUCUUGCUACUUUUCCAUCCCUCAUUUUUGUUGCACUAAUUCAAUGUUUGGGUAUUCUCUGUUUAAGCAACAGCUUUGUUUUUUUUUUCAUCGUAAUGAAUUUUCACUGACUGAAUAUUUAACUGUUGCCUUUUAAUCCUCAGUUGUAACAACAUCAAUUUCAAAACUUUUGUAUACUAAACAUAUGAAGGACCUCAACAUGGAACACAGUCAGAAACAAAAACACAGAAGGGUGAUGCAGGAACGUUUUGAUGGCCCCUCAACACUGAAUUAGAAAAGAGAAACAAUAUUCCCAUGAUCACUGUGAUGCUUUCUUUCACACAAAUUCUAAAAUGUACUUUCACCGUCACCACCGCUGAUAAAAACCAAACACCCGAACACAUUGAGGUGCUACAUUUGAUUAAAGUGGAUUUUUUUUUUUUGCCAAAAUCCUAGUUUGAGAAGGAAGCAAGAACCUUCAAACAGACCAGACUCUUCUUGCAUUUGUUUUCCUACUAACUUUAAAAAAGCCAAACUGAGUUAAGAGAAAAAAGAGACAAAAAAAUGAAAGCACUGAAUGAUGGUUAAAAAAAAAAAAAACGCUCUUGUUUUAGUAAGGAGUCUGCGGUGUUCUUGUUGGGUCAUCAUUUGUAUUUUAUUUUUUUAAUAAAACAAUCAUUGGCA